Messenger RNA from Filobasidium floriforme, 2472 nucleotides. RefSeq lists its product as uncharacterized. Lineage: Eukaryota; Fungi; Basidiomycota; Tremellomycetes; Filobasidiales; Filobasidiaceae. Bases 1 to 2472 code for a protein of 823 amino acids. The record is from RefSeq and is a predicted model, not a curated record. The transcript is spliced from 5 exons.
AUGCGUUUCUCGACAGGUCUACCUACUUAUCUUUUGUUCUUACUGCUAGUGUCGGUCACCAGCUUCAACCUAGUCGCUGCGAGUGAUGGAUCCGAAGCGAUGAAGAAACUCUGUUCGUCCCUCUCCCGUGCGACUUCCUGCAAGGCCUCGUUCAAGAUUCCGACGUUCAAGGUCAGAACGGGCAAGACCGACUGGUUCAAGUUCAACCCUUGCAAGACGACUUUCAGGUUCCCCUUUGGCGGCAAGCAGUGUCUUCCGGGUACAGACAAGGUUGUCAUUACAGUUCCCAUCGGGAUAGAUAUGCUCUCCAUUGUCGAUGGCGACACUUUCAAGUCGCUCGUGCAGUCUGGAGAUGCCGGAACGACCUCGGCGGAUAUCCUCGAAAAGUUCGGAGGUUUCGCUCAAUGUGCCGUCGAUGCCGGGAUGAGCAUCAAGGACAACAGCGCCGGUCUAUCUCAGGGUUCAGGCGCUCUGGUUACUUCCUCAAGCGUUCGAGUGCUCAGAGCUGCAGAGAUCGAUCUCGCCCGGUACUUUGCCUUUGCCGGGUCGAUCGUCCCCUGCGCGGCUUCUGGAGCCUGUGACGCUAUCAGAGGAUUCUUUGUCGACUACCUGCAAGAUUCCGAAAAGCUGAUGGCCGAGCAGAUCAAGGAUCUACUCUUGCCUUGGUCGAACGGGAUGAAUACGGUCCAGAAGAACUUUGACGCGUUGGCAAACUCGACGGACUCGUUGAAGAUGCAGGGGGAACAGAUCGAAGCCGAGGUCAUGAAGAUCAUCGGUAGCUUCUGUCCCGAUGCCGCUACUUGCGCGAAUAAUACGAUGUCAGACUUUAAGAAGCAAGUGGAAACCACUCUGGACAUGUCUAAGCAAAUCGCUGCUCUCAACGGCAUCAUCGCGCAGACUCAAAAGGGCGCGCACAAAGCCACUCAGACCAUCACGGACGCUGUACAACUCUUCGAAGACGUUUCGGACCUCGGCAUCGACAGUGUGAUUCAGCUCAUCGUCGAAGGAAAGCUCAACAGUAUUGGUCAAUUGGCAGAAUCAUUGAAGGCUGCUCAGCAACUGCCUCGUAUCAUCGACACGCUGCAGGACAACCUUAUCAAGGUUCCCGAGCUCGUCGGCCAGGUAGCGCAGCGAGGUCCGCCCUUUGUCGAUUCGCUGCAGACCUUGUUCACCCGGAACUGGAUCCAGGACUAUGCGGGGGACGAAGCUUCGGCGGAAAAGAUCAGUCAUGGCCUGUUUGAAGCGCAACGGCUUUUGUCAGGCAUGAUACCUCAAGCCACUCAAUUAUGGUCGAGCGUUGAAUGGUUAUCGAACUCCGUCGGCGCCGUCGAUGAUGGAGGCAGGGUUGGAGUAGACGUGCGGGUUGCUUCGUAUCAACGUUGGACGAAGGGUUGGUUCGAUAUGCCAUGCCUGACUACUGGUAAAGUAACGUUCAGCGUCGCCGGAUUCUCGCAAUCCGUCAAGUACCCCAAGUUUUAUCGCUGCAAGCAGACCUACAUGGUACCGUUCCCGAAUCAUCAUAUACCUUUCGUCCGGAUCAGGCUGCCGGAGGAUUCGAACCUGGGCAGGUUGGGCCAGACGAACCCUGAAGUGAAGACGACGUCGAUCAGCUGGGGCGAACAGCGCUUGAGACCGACUGCUGCGGCGGCGUCGAGCGUUUCAUCGACUGUCACUUCUUCACUGGCAUCCUCGAGCGAAUCGACUGCUGUGCAAACAUCCUCGAGCACGGUGGAGGAGAGUCCGAUCACCACCUCUUCCGACUCUCUGCCGACCACUUCAGUAGCAGAAGGCGAAGCUUCUACCGCCCCGGCGUCACCUACAACGAGCGAGACGAUGACAUCGCUACCUUCUACGAUUCCCGCAGAGGCGCUACCCACAGCCGAGUCGACUUCACAGCUGGAGUCCCCUGCGUCCCCUGGGCCCACUGAAGCUCCUUCUCAGCUCAGGCGCCAACAACCUGCCGAAGAGGAAGAUCCACCUACCGAUCCUAGUAACUAUUCGGUGCCCGGAGAUAUCCAGACUUCCAUCGCUUUUGACCCAGCCGCGGAAGGUCUUUAUACCGCUUCUGAAGUAGCUUUGGCCGCUGGGACCGCUACUUUCGUUCCGGAUCCCGCUCCGAGCGGGACGCCUACUGCCACAGAAGUCGCACCCGACCCAGCUGAGACGACCCUGGCCGUCCCUCAGUCGUUUGAUCCGCAUGCCGAUCUUCCAGAAAAGGUCGGAGAGGAGGAUAUCGGCGAUUGGGAAGAUGUUCGGACUCUCGCUAUCAACGAUGCGACUCCGACUUUGAGUGAUGGGAUCAUCAGCGCCACGGCGAUCUCAACCAGCACAAGUCAGACGAAUGUCCCCAGCGCGACGCCCACCGGUACCACUCCAGAGUCUUCGGGUGGCUCCAGGUCGAUUCGCUUCGAGGGCAUCGAGCGCAUCGUGUAUGGCGCUUUUGUCGCUGCCGUUGUUGUUCAGAUGGUCUGA